GUGAAGACUGCGAGCAUUUGACUGCUGGAUUAAAAUGAUGUUAAAAAUGCUUUCACACCACCUGCCUAUAACAUUUGCACUUUAAUACGCUGUCAGAAAAGUCGAUCCUUUGUUGCAGGAGCCACACAAUGCAACACAAGACAAGAUGAGAGACGGUAUACAUCAGAAAUAAAACAAGCUAAACUACUUUAUAGAAAAUAAACCAAACACAUAAAUAAGGCAAAAUAUGUAUAUGAUGUGCAAAAAACGACUGACGCCGUUUUUCUUGGCAAACGCAAACAUAAUAGUUGUUGUCAACCCCGGCCUCAAAAAACAUGACGUGCAACCAAUAAAUAUUAAUGGUUGCAAUUCAACGUUAUACCGCUAGAUGGCAGUAUGAGACAAGGGUCGCUCAUCAACGGGCUGUGAUUGACAGGGUGUUACUUGGUAACCUAGCUACGGAGCGUAAAAUAACACGGUGCUCACAUGACGCAGCGAAAUGUCGACCGUACGCGAACUAAGUCUAUUAAUUUAAGAGUUUAUUUCUUCAAGUGGGUGAAUAGUGAGUAUUUGAAAUAUGUACGGGCGGGCUCCAAGAGUCACCUUCCUGACAAAUAAUGGGACCUCUGCCACUGUGGGCCCUGGAUCUUACAACAUCAGCACAAGACUUUCUACAGUGUCAGAUGGCUAUGCUCCUUUCUUGUCCUUGGCUAGCAGACUACCAGUGCUCAGUGAGUCCAGUGGAACAGAACCAGGACCUGGGUGCUAUGACUCCUCACCUGUGAAGCUGAACGUCCACGGUGGCUGCAGCCUGCAGAACCGCUCCAAGCGUUUUCAGGAUCCAGUGUCUGAGGGUCCGGGCCCGGGGGCCUAUGAUGUUCUGGAGCCAGCCUCAGGGAACAAGCCCGGGGCCCGGAUGACUGAUGAUGGACUCUCUGAGAAGCUUGGCAGGAGAAUGGUGUAUCACACUAAAAGUCUCCAGAGGCUUGUUGGCCAGUCAGACGUUCCAUCCAUUCCCUCACCGGGUCAAGCCUGUGGAUACGAGGAGGACGCCCUGGGGGUGCUGCGCAAGCAGGAGCCUCCAACCAGGGACACCAGCCUGGGCCCCGCCUACUACAGCCCCCUGACAGCAGAGAAGAGUUGCGCACAAAAGUAUAAAGGCGUCCACUUUGGCAACAUGACGGCAAGGAGAGGCGAGGUGAUGAAGGAUGAAGUCCCUGGUCCAGACCACUAUUACCCUGAGAUCGUCCCAGGAACACACUAUGAGAAUGUAAACAUGCGAAAAGAGCGGAGUGGCAGGGCCCAGCUGGUUACACCUCGUUACCACGACCUCGUGGCCAUACAGGAGGAAAAAAAGGCAAUUCCUGGUCCAGGUCACUAUGACAUCAGAGGUCAGUUUGAGAGGCCCAGUGACCAAAAGCAGCAGAUCACGUCCACCUUCCUCUCUCAGACCGAGAGGUUCAAGACUGCCAAAGAAGUGUCGCCUCCUGUCGGUGCGUAUAAUGACCCGCGGUGUGCCCUCCCGACGCUACACGGCACAGCGGGGCACAGCAAAAGCCCCUUUGGUGUCACGGCAGCACGCUUCCCUCCUAACAGAAAUGGAGGCGCCACACCAGGUCCCGGGUCCUACGACAUCUUUGCCUACGGUUUGGCCCAGGAGAGUUUUAAAAGGGCCUUUUUAGAGCGAGCCAAGAAGGGAGGCUUUGGCUCCACAGCUAAACGCUUCAGCAUCUUCUUCAAUAAGGAAUCGAUACUAGGACCGAGUCCAGGAGAGUACGAGGUAGAAAAGCAUCCCGAGGAGCUCUACAAAAAGCAGCCCACGGCCGCAUUCCGAUCAGCCGCACCGCGCCUCACGUCCUCACUUUUGGCCAAAGACUCCCCAGCACCCAAUGCCUACCAUGUAAGCAGGCCAUUCCAGGCAGCAGGUGGACACUCUGCAGCCAGAAGUGAAGACGCCAAAAGACGACAAAGCAGCUUUCUCUCUGCAGCACCACGACACGCGUCUUUUCUGCAAUGUGUGCACAGCGGGCCCGGUCCAGCUCACUACAACCCCGGUGUGAUAUCCUCCACUCCAAUGGUCCUGAUGGCCUCCAGGGAAAAUCGCUUCAAGGUGUCCAUGAACACCAACCCUGGACCUGCUGCUUAUCAGUUGAGUCCAAGCGUCAUGAACACGGUGCUGAAGGGAACCUACAACGUGACACUCAACAAUCCUCUUUGUCGCCACCGCCGCUCUCGCCUGGACCGCCAUCCCAACGACGUCUCAACUGAUACGUUUGUGGCUACCAAUACGUCUUAGCAAGGAAACAACUUGGAUGAAGAUAAGUGCCCCUUCCUGGGAGAUGGAUUAAACAGUAUGCUAAACAUAGUCAUCGUAAUCUAAAAGCUGCAAGGUGCUUUUCCAACAUGUCGCUUAUAUUGGUUUCCAGCAGCUCCUUGUGGGAUCAUGUUUUAUUUAAUGACAAUCAAGCAGCUCUGGAGACAAUUAAGGAAAAAAAAGUAAUGUUAAAAUGUCAUAUCUGAAGCCAUAUCUGCUGAUUAGGCAUAAAUCAAGAAUCCAUUUAUUAUGUAGAUUAGUGCUGACCGGCAGAGGAACAAACAGGUGUGAAAGUCACAUAGGAGACUCAUAACUCACAACAAGGUCCGAUGUGGCUUACGCUUGCUGAUGAAAUUGGAUUUUUAAUUGAUAGACGGACACACACACACACACACACACACACACACACACAGUAUGUGUAUAUAGCACAACAUCUAUAUGCUAUGCUGUCCUGAUUAGUUAGACUUCAAGGAAAACCUUAAAGGAGCUUUAACCUGCUCAUUUCGGGGGCUUUUAAAAUGAUAUUGGACCUCAGUGGGGCACUCCAGUAACUUCAUUUGAAUAAAGUAGUCCAUAAAUCUCAAGGUAUGUACAGGGUAAAUCUGCAUUCUUCUCCUCUUGGCCCAAAUGCUCAAUUCGGGAACUCCUCCUCCAACCGCACCUACUCUGAUGUGAUUGUUCAGGGGUCCAAGGUCGGCCCCACCCCCAAUGCUUAGAUGCUUAUAUUUAGGUGCGCUCAACGGUCUGCAAUUUACGGUAAUUGGUUGAAUAUUGGACAAUCCGAAUUCAUGAGACAGUUGUCCGUGAAGUGGCGAGAGCAGAGGAGCAGUUACCGUGAGGUAGGUCUUUAGCUCCCCUGAAAGCAAAAAAAAAAAAUCCAUUGCUGUCUUACUCCAGUCCUACAUCCGAAAAAACACUUUCUGGCUGCCAUUUUCAAGAAAAAGCGAAAAACUGUACUGAACAGAAGUCGCCGAUUAUCGCUGGGCACUCGGCAAGUUGCCAUACGUAGCAUACAUACUUUAACGCCUGCAGCACUCUCUCGAAAUAUAACAAGAAAACUACAAAAAAAAACAGCAAAAAUGGAAAAAUCAACAGUCAUUUUACAAAAAUAAAGUAAAAAUAUUAAACGAAUAAAGAAUGACUUCAUAAUAUGAUGAGGAAAAAUAACAUCGUUUUAGCAGCACAAUCACAAAACAAAUAAAGUUGUUAAUUUUGAAAAAUUUGGUUGCAGAAAAAGUCAGAAUGUUAAAGUAUUGUGGGAAUAAAGUCAUUAUCACAAGAAGAACAUUUACAAGAAGAAAGUUAGAAGAAAGAAGAAAGAAGAAAGCUGUAAUUUUACGAGAAUAAAACUGUUAAGAGAAAAAAGCUGUCAUGUAACAAGAAAAAGUCAUCAUUUUACAAGAAUACCGUCAUAAUAUUGUGAUAAAUAACGCCUUUCAAAUUAAGUUGUAAUUUUUGGAAAAUUAGGUUGGGGGAAAAAGUUAUAAUUUUAUGUGACUAAAGUAAAAAUAUUAUGGGAAUAAAGUCAUAAUAUUACAAAAAGAUUCAUUUAGAAGAAAGUUGAAAUAUUUGGGAAAUUUAGAAAAAAAGAAAAAGAAAAGCAAAAAUGGGAAUGAAGAGCAAGGACCGAAGUUGAUACUAAAUAAGAGGCUUUUUCACCUACAUCACAUCACAAAGCUGAGAUGCACUUUUAUCUUGAAAUAUGAACUGUAUAAGUUACUUGAACAGUACAGUAUCUACAGUACAUGUGUUGUGUUACAAAAUAAAAGUGGCCCUUGCAUCCUUUCUUUUUUCACUAUGUUGCCGUCGCUGGAAAACGUUUGGACACCCUGUCAAAUGUUUGGAUACACCUUCUCUUUCAAUAGCAUGAGAAAGUGUGUCCAAACUUUUGAGUGCUGCUGUUUGUGUUUUUAAUUGGACAGCGACGGCGUUGAUUGGUUUGUUUCCCUAAGUAAUUCUUCCUGGAAACAUACGUAUCUUAAGCAGCUGUCGCUCGUUUGUUAACCAAUAAAAAAUACUGAUUAACGUCCGUUUCAACAAUUAUCAAGAGUUCUAUUGGGGACGGAGUCAAGGUUUGGCACAGCUAAUUAGAUGAAAUAAUGCCUCAGUCUCCGAGACAGAGCCCUUUAGCAAAUGAGGUCAUAAAAAGUGCCUUUUGGAUGCCUGAGCACAAUGAAAACAGUCAUGAAGGCGGGGGGGACGAGCAUAAGGACAGCUCACGGUACGUCUUUGGCCCACACGAGACGUCACUUAGUGGCCGCCUGCUGCUGCUGUGAGGAGCCGACGCAAAGGAGGGCCCGUUUCAGCAUCCAUCACUUUUACGGCGCUGGCCUGUUUGCAUAUUUUAGAGCUCUAAACAACGUGAGUGAUGUGCCGUGUAAUGCACUGUAAUGGAGAUUUAUACAAUCAGGGGGUGGAGGUGCUAGAGACCGUCCCGGAAACCAGGUGGGGCUGAUUUAUUUCAUUUAAUUAGAUCGCUGAUGUAAAACAGCUCGCGGGGGGGGUUAAAAAAGGUAAAGACGAGCGCCAAGGGAGAGAUAAAUACUUCCCUCCCUGAUCUUCUCCUGACUCUCCUCUGCUGAUACACAAGCUCUCCUUUAUUUCCAUGUCUUCCUCUUGUUGUGUUUUGUCUACUUCCUGUCUCCCGCCCCACUUCAACCCCACCCCUAGCUGAGUGAUGAUGCAGGGGUGAAGCCCUCAUUAGGCUAAAAGGCCCACAGGGAGAAUGCUGGAUGAUCACAUUAGUAACACCAAAUGAGCUGAUAUGCAAACUACCAUCUCAACUCCUUCCUUGACUUGUAUUUAGCCUGUGCACUUCCUGUGUUACCUCAUCGUGUUAACACCUCUGACACCUGAUGUUCAACAUCUGGACCACAGCGUCACAUUUGCUUGAAGAAUGAGUUCAUCUUACUCAUUUAUUUCAUUGCUGUUUGUUGACUAGUCUGCAGCACAUUCUAAACAAACAAUAAAAAAAAGAAAAUGUAAUAAAACAGAAGCAAAAAUGGAAAACCCUCUAGUAAUUUUACCAGAAUAAAGUAAAAAAUAUUAGGGGUAUAGUCAUUAUAUUUAGAGAAAAUAUUGUACUGUGUCAUCAUUUUAUGAGAAUAAGGUUGUAAUAUUAGGAGGAAAAAUACAUUAUUUUAGAAGCGUAAAGAAACAAAACGUUAUUUUUUUUAAAGUUUGGAUAUUAUGAAAAAUGAAAAACAGAAUAAAGUUGUGAUUUUUGGAAAAUGAAGUUGGGGGGAAAAGUUAAGAAUAUGAGAAUAAAGUCCAGAUAUGACCAGAAUAAAGUCAUAAUAUCGCAAGAAAAAAAUGUACCGGAAGAGAGUUGAAAUAUUUGUAAUUUUUUUUUUUAUAUAAACAGAAGAAACUUGCAAGAAAAACUUAAUACGAAUAAUUGGGGAUGUCAGAAGACACUCUGUUCACGAGACGAGACGAUACACGAGAUUGGGUCUGUGGGAACGAGAUGAAACAAGAUUUUAACAUUACUUUGAAGAAAAGUACAAUGACAAAAUAUAAAAAUGUCAUUUCAUUUUUACUGUUUUACACUCUUGUGCGCUCCGUGUGUAAGCUACCGGCCCUGCCUUCAUCCACUGAGACAAAGACUGACAAAAGGGCUCACUCCGUUCAUGCCGUUGUUCUAUGAAACAAACGUGCCAAGGUGCCAGAACCAAUGCACAGAAACCAGUGCACAAAGUGAACGUGCUUCUUGCCUGUUUGGAGGCGGGAGACCGGCGGGACGAAAACAGACAUGAACAUGCCAAUAUAUUGAAGCUGGAAAAAUGAUCAAAUUCAUUUUCAUUUAUUGUAUUUAUACAUCUUUUAGGAGGAGUGUAGCAAUGGUUACGCAUUGUUGGGAAAUGCAUAACCAAUUUUCCAAAUGUGAAA
This is a messenger RNA of Dunckerocampus dactyliophorus (ringed pipefish), 6181 nucleotides long. RefSeq names its product sperm-tail PG-rich repeat containing 2 (gene stpg2). Bases 557 to 2275 code for a protein of 572 amino acids. The record is from RefSeq and is a predicted model, not a curated record. NCBI's taxonomy places the organism in Eukaryota, Metazoa, Chordata, Actinopteri, Syngnathiformes, Syngnathidae. The transcript has 14 exons.